AUGUCUCCCCCGCACCAAUCCAUCAUCAUCCAAAGAGGAAUAUUUCUGGCCCCCCGGGUCCCAAACUCCGCUCGCGCGCUUCAGCGCAAGAAGAUGAAGAAAAUCAAGGCAAAGAAGGCCGAGAAGGAGAAGUUCGAGUCUGGACGUGCGUCGGUCAAAGAAAUGAUUGCCGAGGCCGAGCGCCUCGAUAAGGCCGCUGCUGUUGAAGAGGAGGAAGCGCGGAGGAAGCGGGCCCGCGCUGCGAAGCUGCGGGGGGUGGCGGCGGCGAAAGGGGAGGAGGAGAAGGAGAAGAAGAAAGAGAAGAAGAAAGAGAAGAAGAAAGAGAAGAAGGAAGAGGAAGACGAAGAGGAAGAGGAAAUGCUAAUCAGCUUUGAGGAUGAGAAGCUUUUUUUAACUAAUCUAUACAGGGGAAUUCCGGCUGACAUGAAUAUGACGCAUUACCGGAGUUCUAGAGGUAAGACAGAUCUACUGGACGUUGAUGCCAUGUUCUUCGCUGCUCUCGCUGCAACUUGCAUCGUCUGUGGCACGGAGAUUAAUGGGCAGCAUCGCUGGGCAAAGCAUUUCCGGGCAGUUUCCUUGGAAUCUUUUACCCCAAUCCCUCUAACCCAUCCGUCAGUCUACUGCUCCUCGACAGGUGUGAGGGUGACGGUGCCCUUGUGCCCGGCACCUUCUCUUCCUGCAGUCCGUAUCCCAGCCGAUGCGGUGACGGAUGAAUGGGUUUCCGAGAGGAUGCCCGAGCAUGACCAGACCGAUCUGUACGUGUUCCAUGAGCCCUGCUGGAGACGCCUGGUCAGCCAUUUCAGUCCCACAAAGUUCGAUGUGGGCUAUGUUUUUGAGGCCCUAGAAUAUUUGACACUGCCCUUGCUACGUGGCUUUCAUGAAUUCGCACCAACGGACUUAAAGCCUCCUUACAUGUGGGAGGCAGUGAGCGAAGGCCUUGUUCGUCAGGCUGAUUAUGCCAACCUGGACGACCUCAUGCGAUUUGCAAAAGCACUCCCGAGCCCAUGGCGUCCGGUGAUGUCUUCUGCUCCAUUCGUAGCAGACAUCUUCCAGCGAUUGCCACUAGAACUAAUUGAAAUGAUCGCUGUUCUAUUGCCCACGCGAGACGUACUACAUCUCCGCCAGGUAUCACGCGGGGUAGCUCCGGUUUUCAGCAGCUCGGCCUUCUGGAAGACACGUUUCGACUUGAACGCAGAGCGCGGGUUUCUUUGGCCAGUCGUGCGAGACUUGAUAGAUACAGCAAAAGGCACUGGAUUCGAUUGGAGGCUCCUCUACCACUGUACUUGCCAUCUCACCUGCAGCCAAUGGUUUCGCUUAGAGCUUAAAUCCUGGGGGGCGCUCCGGUGGCUUCGGGAUACAGCCCUGGCUUUAGCCUCCGGGGCGCCCCGUCCGCUCGACUAUCACGGUGAUGCCUUACAUUACUACCAUAAUGCCAUGAUUGGAGAUACGCACCUCGAGGUGGUAGACUGCGAUUCUCAGGUGCUUUACAUUGCGGUUUCUGCACAUGAUGAUUGUGGCUCACAUGAUGAGCCUGGGUCUGAUGGGCCAACGGCCAUCUUGGGUUACACUUCGCCCAGAGCAAAGAAUAUUCCCAGAAAGUGGUGGAAAAAUUCAAAUUCUGAGUGGACGAAAAUGGCCCAUCCUAGAGUCCGAGAUGGAGGGACUACCCUCAUCAUGCUUAUCAUGGUUUACGCACUUGUUCUCUGGAAGAGGUCUCACAAGUCGUGGCGGUGUUUGACGUAA
Aspergillus piperis CBS 112811 is the source of this 1743-nucleotide messenger RNA. Its product is annotated as F-box protein. Lineage: Eukaryota; Fungi; Ascomycota; Eurotiomycetes; Eurotiales; Aspergillaceae. The transcript has 9 exons. The record is from RefSeq and is a predicted model, not a curated record. Gene Ontology annotation, molecular function: protein binding. Bases 1 to 1743 code for a protein of 580 amino acids.